Molecule: messenger RNA, 1932 nt
Organism: Alnus glutinosa
Lineage: Eukaryota; Viridiplantae; Streptophyta; Magnoliopsida; Fagales; Betulaceae
Exons: 2
Coding region: 375-1610 (411 amino acids)
Source: RefSeq, a predicted model, not a curated record
UCCGUUGGGAUAGGAUUGUCUCGUCCAAUCCAACCAAAACACACGCACACGAAGACCCAAGGAAGCCCAACUCCGAGAACACCACCAGAUCCACUUCCCCUUGUAGAUCUCUCUCGGUCACAGUCUCACCGUUUCCAUUUCCACUGUAAACCCACAUGCUAUCUCCAUCUCUCACAGUCACACUCCUCCUCCAACCCUAGCUUCUCUCAUCCAUCGCAUUCCAUUCCAAACCCACCACUUCUCCCGUGUAAAUAGAACCCAAAGCCUUUCUUGCUGUACAGCUAUGCGUUACGUUUAUAAAGAUCCAAACUUGACGGCACCGGUGGGAUCGCUGCGGUUCGUGCAUUGACACUUAGCUCUUAGCUCCUCCACCAAUGGGCUCCACCCAGUCCGUACCAGUAGUCGAAGACGACGAAGACGAAGAAGAAGAAGAAGAGGACGAUAAUGGCGAACCCAGUAGGCGAGAAAUGGAGAAGCACCUGGUGAAGAAGGUUCUCGAACAAGAGCCCGAGAUUCUGCCGUGCCACGCGUCCGCAUCCCCUCUAUCUCCGCAGCUCUCCUCGCUCGGGACCCCGCGGCUCGGCCCGUCGAUCAAGGUCUGGGACCCCUACAACGUCCUGGCCCCACCCCCGCCUCUCCCGCCGCCUCCCCCGGUGUUCUCUACGUCGUAUGCGAUCGCCGACGACGUUGAUCGGACGGUCUUGGAGGUCUUUCUGAUCAGCCACGGCGAGUGCGAGGUCAACCUCAGGCCCGAUUUGGUCACCGGGAGGUGCCCCGAGGCCGCUUUGACGUCGACCGGGAAACGGCAGGCCAGGGCCUUGGCCGUGUUCCUCAAUUCUCAGCGGGUGAGGUUCAACGCCGUCUACUCCUCGCCGUUAAACCGGGCUCGCUCAAUGGCGAUUUCGAUCUGUCAGGAAAUGAAUAUUGCGGAGGAACGGAUACAAUCCUCAGAUGCAUUAGUGGAGAUGAGUCAGGGGCUUUGGGAGGGCUGCCUCCGAUCAGAAGUAUAUACACCUGAAACUUUGAGCUUCAUUGACAGAAUCCAGCCUGAUUUCUCUGCACCAUCUGGAGAAUCACUUCGGCAAGUGGAAUUCCGGAUGGUUCAGUUCUUAAAUGGGACUGUCCUUGGACUGCCUGAAAAGUUGAGAUCAGAUUUUCCCUCAAACCAGCAGAAUGAGGGCCAAGGGUUUUCACACCACAAUUCCCAUACUCUGACCAACUCCAUUCAUGACCGAGAUGGGCCUUCCCUCCCACCAGCCCAGUGGGAUUUGCUUAGCCGGCACCGGCAAGGGCUUUUGAGGAAGAAGUCUGGUAAGAGCAGGCUACAAUUUGUGACUACUGGAGAUCAUGAGGCUGAGGACGAGAUAUCUCCUCGGGAUUCCAACCACCAAAGUUCCCUUCAAGAUUUAAGCAGCAGGACCUCUUGUAUUGGUGUUUUCACUCAUUCGCUACCAAUUAAGUGUGUCCUCACAGGCCUUCUUGGGUGCAGCCCAAUAAUGUCACAUAAGAUUUGCAUAGAAGAUUCUUCGGUGUCAGUGUUGCAGCAUUCAUGGAAAACAGGUUGGCAGAUAAAAAGGUUGAACGAUACUGCGCAUCUUAGGCUCCUUUAGUUGGAGAAUUUUGCCUCACAUGGAAGUUUCUAAGAGGUGGUAAUUAUCGCCCAAUUCUUGCAUUAUUGUGAUUUAUGGAUAGAACUUGUAUGUUCAUUAUUUUACAUGAAAAUUGGCACACCUUGUUGUAAUCUUCAAUCUAUUUAUUUCCCGAUUCAACUCCAAAGAAAAAAGAAUUGUUCUGGUAGUUGGAUCUUUGUAUUGGGUGAUUCUUUUAAUUUGUAGCAUUUAUCAAGAGUUGUUAUCAUAGAGUGAAAAAUCAUGUAAUUUCCUGUGUUGGGAGAAAAAUAAGCUUGUUCAGUACUUAAAGAACUUCGAUGAA